UGGAUAUCCAACAUUGUUGUGGUGGUCUCUCCUGAAAAUAUCGAAACUAUGAAGUCUAUCAUUGAAAAAUAUGGCCACAAAAGAGUUCUGGUAGUAAAAGGUGGAAUGACUCGUCACCGGUCAAUUUUCAAUGGACUGAAAGUAUUUGCAGAGAAGGAAUUUUCCAACCAUCUGCUCCAGAAACCAGAAGUAGUGAUUAUCCAUGAUGCUGUGAGGCCGUUUGUUGAAGAGGAUAUUCUUUCAAAAGUGGUUCUGGCUGCUAAAGAACACGGGGCAGCAGGAGCAAUUCGUCCUCUAGUUUCUACUGUUAUUGCCUCUGCUGCAGAUGGCUGUUUAGACCACUCAUUGGAACGUGCCAGGUACAGAGCGAGUGAAAUGCCUCAGGCUUUCUUGUUUGAUGUGAUCUAUGAAGCAUACCAACAGUGUACAGACUAUGACCUGGAUUAUGGAACUGAAUGUUUGCAUCUGGCUCUGAAAUACUGUAAAACAAAUGCCAAACUUGUUGAAGGAACAGCUGACCUCUGGAAGGUGACCUACAGGAGGGAUCUGUAUGCAGCUGAAUCGAUUAUUAAGGACAACCUCUCUCAACGAGUUUGUGUUAUUACCGAUGUGAAGGAAGCUGUUGCACAAGUAGGUUUUCUCCUUCAUGAAUCUCUGAAAAGCCAAAUAAAAGUUGAAGCUAUAUCAAUAUCUCCAAGCAAAAAUGAUAGCCUUCUACAAAACAUGUUUUCAGGACAGUGCUACAAUUUUGUUCAUGUAAAU
Molecule: messenger RNA, 762 nt
Organism: Leptosomus discolor (cuckoo roller)
Lineage: Eukaryota; Metazoa; Chordata; Aves; Leptosomiformes; Leptosomidae
Source: RefSeq, a predicted model, not a curated record